Rubroshorea leprosula is the source of this 1468-nucleotide messenger RNA. The record is from the annotation of a GenBank genome assembly. NCBI's taxonomy places the organism in Eukaryota, Viridiplantae, Streptophyta, Magnoliopsida, Malvales, Dipterocarpaceae.
AACCAAUGAACUAGGGGAAAGUACUUACAGCCUUCAGGUUGGAGUAAACGAGGAGGACUAGGGACUCCGUUGACCCUCUCCGCUUCUCCCCCAGUCGUUGAGGAUUCUCAUUUCCAAAUCUUUAACUGAUAUAUUGAACCGGAUCCUUCAUUUUGUUGCUGAGGAAAGGGAGAAAUCUUGAGGAAAUUUGGGAGUGCUCAUCUCAUCCAAUCCAAAUUCUUUGGCCGGACUAAAUUUGGAUUUGUACCAUUGUUGAUGCGGGAUUAGACUUGGUUUUGAUUGAAGUGAAGUAGUGGCAUUUUGAGAUGGAAGGGGAUAUAUUUUCAGGAUUUGGUAAUGGAAGCCAAGUAGAUACCAAGGUUAUCCAAACUUUUCAGAAGAGUUUUGUGCAAGUUCAAGACAUCCUAGAUCAGAACAGGCUGCUAAUCAAUGAGAUAAACCAGAACCAUGAAUCAAAGAUCCCUGAUAACCUGGGUCGAAAUGUGGGUUUAAUUAGAGAACUGAAUAACAACAUCAGGAGAGUAGUUGGUCUCUAUGCAGAUCUCUCAAGCUCGUUCACCAGAUCAGUGGAAACUUCAUCUGAGGGAGAAUCAACUGGACCAAUUAGAUCGGAUGGAAAAGCCAGUCAGAAGAGAAUUAGAUCCGGGUAAUUGACCAAGACCAAGAUAGAUGAGCUUUCGUAUAAAUUCUACUCCUUUUCACCGUGGAAUAAGAAGGUUUUCUUUUUUCUUUUUUCUUUUUUCUUCUUUCUUCUUUCUUUCUUUUUAACAUACCGAAGGGAAAGAACUUGUUUAGAUUCUGUCAAUGAAUGAGUGAUAUGCAUCUGAAGUUUAGAGCUUUAGUAUAAGCACUCACCUUAUGAAUUGAAAUAACCUUGAACAAUUUACCUUUUGUAAUCUUGUAUAACCAUAUCAUCUCAUUGAAAUCAAGCGUCAGUUUCUUUUAUUUAUCUGCUCACCCGAGUUAUUGUCUGCUUGGCCAAUACAAUGUACUUAUUCUGUUAGUGCCUUUGGGUUAUAUCAUCUGUUCUUGGUGCUAAUCCUUUUGAUUAUUCUUUGAUGGAUCUAGCGUGAGCACAUAGCGUGUUUCAUUUAAAAACAAUUUUGAAAGAUGAAUUCAGUUCUGCCGAUAUUGUUCUUUGUUAGAGAUGAUAAAUCUUUGAUGGGGACUUUCAACAACCCACUUUAUUCUUUUCCCAUGUUUGUCAAAAGAGAUUCCUUAUUAUGUCUGUACCCCAGUUGAAGAUUUUUGUGAAAAAUUGGUAUAUACCAUUUUUCAUUGAUGUCAAUUUAUAUUAGUUAAGAUGCUUAUGUUCAUGAUUCUCCUAGCUUUAUAGUUAUCUAUGUGGGGGAAUUGAGUAAAAUAACAGGCACUUCUUUGAUGACCUUGAGAAAUUAUUGGCCUUUUGGGUUGAAGAUGCUGUGUCACAAUUGAAGAAAGCAACUUUGAGUAAAAUCUCAUUUGUGAC